AUGGCCGGUCGUGGAAAGGGCAUAAAGGGACUUGGAAAGGGAGGAGCAUUCAGACAUAGACAUGUUCUCCGCGACAACAUUCGCGGAAUUACAAAGCCAGCUAUUCGUAGAUUGGCAAGAAGAGGAGGUGUCAAGAGGAUAAGCGGUUUGAUCUAUGAAGAAAGUAGAGGAGUUCUGAGAUUGUUCUUAGAAAAAAUCAUUCAGGAUGCUGUUGCAUAUACCGAACACGCAAGGAGAAAGACUGUCACAGCAAUGGAUGUUGUGUAUGCUCUUAAAAGACAAGGAAAAACUCUAUACGGUUUCGGAGUUUGA
Molecule: messenger RNA, 312 nt
Organism: Lathyrus sativus (Indian pea)
Lineage: Eukaryota; Viridiplantae; Streptophyta; Magnoliopsida; Fabales; Fabaceae
Source: the annotation of a GenBank genome assembly